Messenger RNA from Ceratitis capitata (Mediterranean fruit fly), 1559 nucleotides. Its product is annotated as eukaryotic translation initiation factor 4E. Gene Ontology annotation, cellular component: cytoplasm; eukaryotic translation initiation factor 4F complex. Gene Ontology annotation, biological process: translational initiation. Gene Ontology annotation, molecular function: RNA 7-methylguanosine cap binding; translation initiation factor activity. Bases 640 to 1359 code for a protein of 239 amino acids. The transcript is spliced from 6 exons. The record is from RefSeq and is a predicted model, not a curated record. NCBI's taxonomy places the organism in Eukaryota, Metazoa, Arthropoda, Insecta, Diptera, Tephritidae.
UUUUAAUUAAAAAUUUCGUUUCACUUCAAUUUGUUUCGUUCACAAAAAUUUUCUCUCAAAACAAAAAAUAGCCAAAAAUAAAAACUUGAUUUGGAAAUUGAAUAAAUAAAUUUAAUAGAUAUCAAAGCCGAAUUGCUAUUGCAAAGCACAAAGGAGCACAACAACCUUAUACUGCGUUGGUACAAGAAAAAACGCUAUUGUCGUAUAACCUACUAUACCUACAUACACGAGGCCAUCAAAGUCAUCCAAAACAAAACACCAGUACAACAAAAACAAGAUCGACAAGAAGAGUCUAUCAGCUGUCUUGAAGUCGGCAACUGUUCAGACCAGCAAUUGCUUCUACAAUAAAUCUUGUAUUACGCCAACAUUAAGAAAGAGGCCAGUGAAAUAAUUGUGAGCUACAAAGCUAAACAACGAAAGAUCACUGUAACAGUUUCAAGUGGCAGCUUAAAAAUCUGCUUCGGCGAGUUGAAUAUUUUUCGCGUUUGCUAUUGCAGACAAUAUUCGCGGAGCGCAAAACUCACUUUCGCUUUUAGGUGUUGCCUAUAUAUAUAUAUAUAUAUAUUAAUAGGUGCUCCGCCCUUUAGUGAAGUCCUCUCUUAUCAUUUUACGGUGCAUACAUUUGAAUAUAUACGUCCCAUGAUGUUUCAAAGUGACUUUCAUAGGAAGAAAAAUUUUGCAAAUCCCAAUUUAUUCAAUAAUUCGACCGCUGCGGAAAAGCCUGCGCCCGCCGCAACACAGCCAACACCAGAAAGUGGUCGGCCAGAUGUAAAAGAUGAUGGCAAGGAACAAGAAGAAGUGCGUACAGAACAUCUUUUUAAACAUCCACUACAGAAUACUUGGACUUUGUGGUAUUUAGAGAAUGAUCGCACAAAAUCAUGGGAAGAUAUGCAGAACGAAAUAACUAGUUUUGAUACAGUCGAAGACUUCUGGAGUCUCUACAAUCACAUCAAACCACCAUCUGAUAUCAAAUUGGGCAGCGACUACUCGCUAUUUAAAAAAGGCAUCAGACCAAUGUGGGAAGAUGCUGGUAACAAACAAGGGGGCCGUUGGGUCAUUACAUUAAAUAAAAGCUCUAAAACAGAUUUAGACAACUUAUGGCUCGAUGUUCUUCUUUGCCUAAUUGGGGAAGCGUUUGAUCAUUCUGACGAAAUUUGCGGUGCUGUGGUCAACAUACGUGGGAAGAAUAAUAAAAUUUCUAUUUGGACAGCAAAUGGUAACAAUGAGGAAGCAGCAUUGGAAAUCGGAAAUAAGCUGAGAGAGGCCUUGCGAUUGGGUCGUCAAAAUUUGCAAUAUCAGCUACACAAGGACACUAUGGUUAAGCAGGGCUCGAGUGUCAAAUCCAUUUAUACUCUUUAAUAAAUGUAUGUACACCAGCUUGUGUGGACUAAGUUCUGCAGGGCAGAUAUUUCAGCUAAAAAAUCUUCGUCAAAAUGCUUAAACUGAAAACUUAAACGUCAAGAGCUUAAAUAUGAAACUUUUCGAGAAUUGAAUAAACAUAUGCGUGUUUUAUUGUAAAACAAAAAGGAAUUAAAUCUAAUAAAUUUGAUACAAAAAAA